Messenger RNA from Tripterygium wilfordii, 501 nucleotides. RefSeq names its product 40S ribosomal protein S30. Gene Ontology annotation, molecular function: structural constituent of ribosome. Gene Ontology annotation, cellular component: cytosolic small ribosomal subunit; ribosome. The transcript is spliced from 2 exons. Bases 84 to 272 code for a protein of 62 amino acids. Gene Ontology annotation, biological process: translation. Lineage: Eukaryota; Viridiplantae; Streptophyta; Magnoliopsida; Celastrales; Celastraceae. The record is from RefSeq and is a predicted model, not a curated record.
AAUCGGAGCCUGAGUCGGCUUGAAGCAGCGAGAGAAGCUAACUGCAGCUCUAAUCUCCGGCGCAAGAGUUCUCGACAGUAGCGAUGGGUAAGGUUCAUGGAUCUCUGGCUCGUGCUGGUAAGGUGAGAGGCCAAACUCCGAAGGUGGCCAAGCAGGACAAGAAGAAGAAGCCACGCGGCCGCGCUCACAAGCGUAUGCAAUACAACCGCCGCUUCGUCACCGCCGUUGUGGGAUUUGGCAAGAAGAGGGGACCCAACUCUUCAGAGAAAUAAAACUUGAGAGAAUGAGGACUUCUGUUGGUGAAGAUGCUUUUCUUGUUCUUGUCAAAAUUUCUCAUUACUCAAGUCUUGUAGUGGUUUUAGUUACUUUGGCUAAGUUUUAACUAUGAUGAAGACCUUCAGAUAUUGAAUGCAGAGUUUAUUGAGUUUUUGCUUCCUACAACUGCACUAAUUUUCACUAUUGAAUUAGUGACAACAAUAACAGUGUGGGUUUUAUUCUUUA